UGCCUGAAUAGAAAAAUUGAAAGGUGGAGCUCAACUGUGGAAACUUCUUGUCCCUUUCAUACUAUUGUGUUUAACAGUUAUGAUGGGGAUUUUAAUAUAAUACAGUUGGGAAUAGUCUUCUUCUAGUGGAAUUGUGGGUCCCAUUUCAUCUGAAACUGAGGGAAGAAACAUUGCCCAUUAGGCCAUGUUAGUUUGGCUACAGUCAUGCAUGAGAACUGUUGAAGAAUUUUUAAAAUUUAUGUGCUCACUAGUUUGGUUAGUGGGGGUGGUCAUAGCAUCUUAAUUAUUUUAUAGGAUUUGAUCCUGGACUGUUGCCUCUGGGAAGGUAUAAGUUUUCAGGACAUUUGAGGGUUGCCUCACAGCGGAUAGCUUUGUAUCUUUCAAGAAAAUUGAUUGAUAUGCCCUUUGUUAGUGUAUAAUGUCUCUGCGGUAGGGCCAAUUUGAGUUGGUGUUCAUCAACAUACAAACAGUCAUGAAGAUUUUUAGAUACCAUACAUUAAAAAAAUUGAUUUGGACAUUAGAGGCCAUGACUGAUGGUGGUUAAUAAGUCCCAUUGAAUUAGUGAAUUUGGUGAUUGACAAAGAAAUAGAAUGCGCACUUCAGUUGUUGUGGCACCUAGGCAUAAAUCUUUUAAAUUUAGGGGUGCAAUAUUGCUAGGGCAUUCUUGUACUUAACCCUGUCUUCUAUAGCUUGACUGCUUUUGAGGUUCAACUUACACACAUACGCAGUACAAAAAAAAAGAAAAAAGAUCAUUAUUGUGACAAAGAUCCUUGCCUCAUUCUUCGCUAUUGAUAAACUGGCAACACAUGUUGUGCAUGUUGUAGUGGACCAUAUUAUCAACCUAACACCCCCCAAACAAAAAAAACCAUAAUGACUGUUGUAAAAAGCCUCUUGCUUUUCCUUUGUUAAUGAUAACCCAAUAAUAAGUCAUGUAUUUGAUAAAAUCUUUAUUAGGGGGCUUGAUCUAUAGAGCUGUCAUUUUGAAUAGCUCAUUGUGGCUCUAAUUGGAUGCUUGAUGCUAGAGCUUUCAUGAUUUAUAACUGGUUGAAGAAUAAUGGCUUGAUUCUAAUGUAUAUGGAUCCCUAGGUGCUGUAGAUGUUGGUGGACAAAGUGUUUCCCUUUUGUUUGUAACAAUUUGGCUUGGCAUAUUGGAAUCACAGUAAACUUGGGAUCACUUUCAUAUUGUUUGGAUUGUUCUAGAGGAACUGGAUUGCAAAUAUUUGAAGAUGGUAUAUUAUUGGCUUCUAUAUUUUGAUAUGGUUUUUCCUUGUUUUAAUUGGAUAGAAAGUCUCUCUGAAUCUUGGGCCUUGUUGUGGAUGUUUUUCCAGAAAGGAAAUAGAAUGGAAAAGAAACAUAAUCCACUUGUGAUCCAUUGUGUUUUUCCUUUGGAUAUGUCAUCAACUUUGGAAGCCCCCCUUCCCCCAAGCAAAAAAAAGAAGAGAAGCAUGUAAUAUCUGAAAAUUUUAGAAAUUUUGGGUAUUAAAGAAUUUAUUUUUUGAAUUAAUUGGAAUUACACUUGAAAGGGGGCUUAGUUGUAGUUUGGUAGAUUAUCGAGCCUUGGGAGGAAUCCAGUAGAAACAAACUGUGAAUUCACGAAGAAAUGGGCCUAAGUGCAAUUUGUGAAAAAUUAUAAAAUAGGCCAUAUUUUGUUAACUGAAGAAGCUAACUUUGAGCAUUAAAUUUGACCAAACUGGGUAGAACCCAAUACUAUGCUUUAUAGAUGGCAUAAAGACGAACCUGUGGGACCCAAUUUUGUCAAAAAUCGUCGAAUAGAUUAAAAAUUAUUUGAGUCUAAAGUUGGUUGAAAUGCAUGACGAAUUGGUUGGGUUGACUACUUUGGAUCCACAUAAAACUCAAUCGGGUUUAGGUUGAGACGAAUCAAAAUAUAAGUGUCAAAGUAGACAUAACUAAGAAUACAAUGGUGUCUUUGAAUUCCAAUAUCAAUGAUUGGAUAAAAAAUAAUCGACCUUAGAAGAUUGCAGAAAUAACUGUUGAGACACGACGAACAGUUUAGGAAGGUGACUUUGGACUCGAAUUUUGGACAAACGAAUUCAAUACAUACCGAAUCACUAGAUGAACCUUACCUAUAACAUGUAGGAGGGCAAAACAAUACUUUCAGUGCAUAUUUUCGACCCUUAAUGAAAAAGAUAGGGGAAGUAAAUGAAUUUAAAAAUAAAAAAUAAAAAAUAAAAAAUAAAAAUGAUAACCGAAUCAGAGAUUGACGUAAAAUCAAUUGCGACAAUCCCUUGUAAUCAGUUGGGUUUCCAAAUUGGAGAUUGGAAUUGAUUGAGAGACAAUCAAGGGUUGAAAUGAUGCGUCAGAAAUUGGAAGGAUUGGUAGGAUUUGGCAAAAUUUUGACAAGAAAUUGGUGAAGGCACAACAAAUUAGGAAGCUAAAGUGGAAGUUGCAAAACUGUAAAAGGGGGCGCCUAGGCUCAUCUCCGAGCAUCCCAACAAGAGCAGAUGAGCAGGAGGGUGAGAAAGAGAGAUUUGGAGGUUUUCCAGUGGCUAAAGGGUCGGAAUUCAAUGAAGCAGUAGUGAGACGGCUGUUACUCCUGACGACAGAAGAGGGGUGGUGGUGGUCGGUGAUGACUCUGAAGCAGCCAGAAGCGGUUGCCAACGGUGGUUGCACUGGCUGGGAGUGGUUAGAGCGUUGCUGGCAGUGAGAGGCAGCGUCAGAGAAAGCAAAGGCCACAGGACAAAUUUUCUGAAAAGCUUGAACUUUGUCAGGUGGCAUUUCCACCCACACUUUUAGGAUGAUACUGCAUUUGAGAAACAAAGUGCUCUGUUUGCUCUGGCAAUUUCAGACAUUGUACUCAUAAAUAUGUGGUGCCAUGAUAUUGGUAGGGAGCAAGCUGCUAACAAACCACUCCUAAAAACAGUAUUUCAGGUCAUGGCGCGAUUAUUUAGUCCUCGCAAAACUACACUUAUGUUUGUAAUACGUGAUAAAACCAAGACUCCACUGGAACAUUUGAAGCCUAUUCUUAGUGAAGAUAUUCAGAAGAUAUGGAAUGCAGUUUCUAAGCCCCAGGCUUAUAAUAACACACCUCUUAGUGAAUUUUUCAAUGUUGAGAUUACUGCUUUAUGUAGUUAUGAGGAGAGGGAAGAACAAUUUAAAGAGGAGGUUGCUCAACUGAGGCAGCGUUUUUACAAUUGUAUUGCACCUGGAGGGCUUGCUGGUGAUAGACGGGCAGUUGUCCCUGCCUCAGGAUUUUCUUUCAGUGCACAACAGAUAUGGAGAGUAAUAAAAGAAAAUAGGGACCUUGACCUUCCUACUCACAAGGUCAUGGUUGCAACUGUGCGGUGCGAAGAGAUUACCAAUGACAAGCUCAGUUGCAUGACCUCUGAUAAGGAGUGGUUGGCAUUGGAGGAAGCUGUUCAGACUGGUCUAGUAUCUGGUUUCGGGAAAAAGAUUAGUUCAAUCUUAGAAACAUAUCUUUCGCAAUAUGAUAUGGAGACUUUCUACUUCGAUGAAGGUGUGAGAAAGGGAAAGCGACAACAGUUGGAAUCAAAAUUACUGCAAUUGGUGCAUCCUGCAUAUGUUACCAUGUUAGGACAUAUACGUUCUAAGGUGCUCGAAAGUUUUAAGACUUGUCUUGACAAAUCACUGCAAGGAGAAGGAUUUGCGGCUUCUGUUCGCUACUGCACUAAGGCUUGUGUUCUUGAGUUUGAGCAGAGUUUUGCAGAUGCUGCUAUACAACAAGCUAAUUGGAAUGCUUCAAAAGUCCAGGAGAAACUUCUUCGUGACAUUGAGGCACAUACAUCAUCAGUUCGUAGUGAAAAAUUGUCAGAGAUUGUGGCUAAAUCUGAGAAACAACUUGGUUUGGCCCUGACUGCACCUGUGGAGUCCCUUCUGGAGUCUGGCAGAGAUGAUUCCUGGGCUUCUAUUAGAAGAAUUCUCAAACGUGAGACAGAGGCUGCAGUAUCUGAAUUUUCAUCUGCUGUAUCUGGUUUUGAGUUGGACCAAUCAACAUUCAACAAAAUGGUGCAACAUUUGAGAGACUACGCUAGAAGUGUGGUUGAGAAGAAAUCAAGGGAGGAGUCUGCAAAAGUUCUGAUCCUGAUGAAGGAUAGGUUCUCUACAGCCUUCAGCCAUGACAACGAAUCAAUGCCAAGAGUUUGGACUGGAAAAGAAGAUAUCAGAGAAAUUGCAAAAGAUGCUUUCCAUGUGUCACUGAAGCUUUUAUCUGUUAUGUCUGCCAUCCGGUUGGAUGAGAAACCAGAUAAAGUGGAGAAUAUACUAUUCUCAUCACUCAUGGAUGGAAAGGUUGCUGCUCCUUUGCAAGAUAAGAGCACUAGAGAGUCUGCAGAUCCCCUUGCCUCAGGCUCAUGGGAGGAGGUACCCCCUGAAAACACUCUGGUUACACCAGUGCAGUGCAAGUCUAUCUGGAGACAAUUUAAGGCAGAAACUGAGUAUCCAAUCGUUCAAGCUAUUUCUGCACAGGAGGCUCACAAGAGGAGAAACAACUGGCUACCACCUCCAUGGGCUAUCUUGGCAAUGGUUGUACUUGGGUUUAAUGAAUUCAUGCUUCUUUUAAGGAACCCUCUUUACCUUAUGGUCUUAUUUGUCGUUGCCUUACUCGCAAAAGCCAUAUGGGUACAAAUGGACAUUGCUGGAGAGUUUCGUUAUGGCACUCUAGCUGGACUUAUGUCCAUCUCCUCAAGGUUUUUUCCCACCGUCAUAAACCUCCUGAAGCGACUCGCAGAAGAGGCUCAAGGGCAUCCAACUCCUGAAGCACCGAGAGCAACUCAUUCUCUGAGUUCCCAUAGUUUUAGAAGUCAAACGCCCCAGCCAAGUUCAGUUCCCGUUUCAUCUGUAUCAUCCAAUUCUUCAUCGAGUGAAAGUGGCUAUGAAUACUCGAGCCCUCAGCUGUCUCACAGGCGCGUUACAAAUAUUCAACAACCAGAGUUUUCAUGAUCGCGAGCUGAGCCACUCCAUUGUGUAAUCACCUUCUCUCUAUGUUGUGGGUUUUCCUUUUCUUGUCUGUUUGGGAGGCAGGCCAAGAGGGGAGAGAAAAGGGCUUGAAAUGUGAUGUGAUUUCCUGUGCAAGAAUUAAGAUAAUUUUGUACGGAGGGCCUAGGCUGGUUCUAUCAUCACUUCGAUGAAGAAGAACGAGAUACUGUGUCAGGGAUAUGGACCUUUAUUUACCUAUGUAAGUACUUCGAAUGUAAAUUUUCAGAUGCAAUAAAACGUGAUUAUGUA
This is a messenger RNA of Diospyros lotus (date-plum), 5202 nucleotides long. Its product is annotated as protein ROOT HAIR DEFECTIVE 3 homolog 2. The record is from RefSeq and is a predicted model, not a curated record. Gene Ontology annotation, biological process: endoplasmic reticulum membrane fusion. Lineage: Eukaryota; Viridiplantae; Streptophyta; Magnoliopsida; Ericales; Ebenaceae. Gene Ontology annotation, cellular component: endoplasmic reticulum. The transcript is spliced from 20 exons. The coding region runs from base 2824 to 4917 and encodes 697 amino acids. Gene Ontology annotation, molecular function: GTPase activity; GTP binding.